Messenger RNA from Gasterosteus aculeatus aculeatus (three-spined stickleback), 2033 nucleotides. It is a transcript of the gene cpn1, whose product is annotated as carboxypeptidase N, polypeptide 1. Gene Ontology annotation, molecular function: zinc ion binding; metallocarboxypeptidase activity. The record is from RefSeq and is a predicted model, not a curated record. Gene Ontology annotation, biological process: protein processing; peptide metabolic process. NCBI's taxonomy places the organism in Eukaryota, Metazoa, Chordata, Actinopteri, Perciformes, Gasterosteidae.
GGGCAAACUACUUCAAGCAGAAGUACUCUAAGCGGCAAUAAAGCAAGUAGCGUGUACUUGACAAGCACCCAAAAGGGACAUAGAGAGGGAGAGAAGCAGCUGUUGGAGGAGGAGAGUGAGACAAAGAAGGAGCAGGGGGCCGUCCUUACUUGCUCUUGUCAGUGUGAGAAGUGUACGAGGGAGGAGGAACAAGGAGAGGGAGAGCAAGGGCCAGAAGAGGACCGGGAAGCAGCGAGGAGCAUGUUUGCUGUGUGAGGAGAUCAAUAUAAUUCUGCUUUUGCACACACCAGUCGCGGGAAAGUCCCCCUCUCCGGACGCCUCUCCUCUGCUCCCGCGAACGAACGACUUGGGUCGAAGGGACCAUGCAGCGGGGGCGGAUUGUUCCCCGGGUCGCCGCUCUCCUGCUGGGGCUGAUGGGGCUCCUGGUGCGCGGAUCGGACUUGCAGCAUCACCGCUACGAGGACAUGGUGCGAGCGCUGUUUGCAGUGCAGAGCGAGUGUCCGUACGUCACGCGCAUUUACAGCAUCGGGCGCAGCGUGGAAGGUCGCCACCUCUACGUGCUGGAGUUCAGCGACAACCCGGGCAUCCACGAAGCACUGGAGCCGGAGUUCAAGUACGUGGGGAACAUGCACGGCAACGAAGUGCUCGGCCGUGAACUGCUCAUCAAGUUGUGCCAGUUCAUGUGCGAGGAGUAUCGGGCCGGAAACCAGCGGAUCACGAGGCUGAUCCACGACACGCGCAUCCACAUCCUGCCCUCCAUGAACCCGGACGGCUACGAGGUGGCCGCCAAACAGGGUCCAGAAUUCAAUGGCUACCUGGUGGGUCGAGGGAACGCCAAAGAAAUUGAUCUGAACCGGAACUUUCCGGACCUGAACGCACUCAUGUACUACUACGAGAAGACCAACGGGCGAAACCAUCACCUGCCCCUGCCGGACAACUGGGAGCAACAGGUUGAACCAGAGACUUUGGCGGUCAUAAAAUGGAUGCAGAACUACAAUUUUGUCCUGUCAGCCAACCUCCACGGGGGAGCCGUGGUGGCUAACUACCCGUUCGACAAGUCGAGGGACUCUCGCAUCCGGGGGAGGAACACGCACGCGGCCACCGCGGACGACAAGAUCUUCAGAAAGUUGGCGAGGACCUACUCGUACGCCCACAGCUGGAUGCACAAGGGCUGGAACUGCGGGGAUUUCUUCGACGAGGGUAUCACCAACGGGGCCAGCUGGUACUCUCUGUCCAAAGGCAUGCAGGACUUCAACUACUUGUACACCAACUGUUUCGAGAUCACCCUGGAGCUGAGCUGUGAUAAGUUUCCUUCAGCGUCAGCACUGCCCAGGGAAUGGCUGGGCAAUCGAGAAGCACUGGUUUCGUACCUCGAACAGGUGCAUCAUGGGAUAAAAGGGAUGGUGUAUGAUGAAAACAACAACCCAAUAGGCAAGGCUGAAGUCUCGGUGGCCGGCGUGAACCACGAUGUGACCACCGGAGUCGACGGCGACUAUUUCCGACUUCUGUUACCCGGCACCUACGCUGUGACAGCAUCAGCCCCCGGUUACGCCGCCUCCACCAGCACCGUCACCGUGGGACCAGCGGAGGCCAUACAGCUUCAUUUUUACUUGAAAAAGGCACCAAAACAAAACCUGAAGCCGGUGAAGCCGCACAACAGCAAGAGGAACCUCUCAUCUCCCAAGUCCACUUUUAAACUCGGCCCCAGAUGAGGCAUGGACAAUAUGUGUGUAUAUACGUACACUGAAAAUCCCACAUUAAACACAUUAUGAAAAGGAAAAUUUACCAUUAUAUGUGUAUGUAAUUUUACCUUUGUAGACCUUGUAUUUCAAAACUGUUGUGUCUUUGUUUGUUUUUGUGUCUGUAUUAAGGACAUGUUGGUGUAUUUAUGUAACAGUGUCGAUUUGUAUGAACACAGCUAUCCUGUAAUUGUAAAGGGCUUUUUCAUUUUGAUUCCUACAAUUUGAUGUAAAUUGAAAGUGAAAAUAAAAUACUGUUUUUGCUGUAAUUAAAUGACCAUUUUGUAUAUUCCA